AUGGUGGCCGUGGAGAUGGAAGCGGCUUUCGACGGCGGGUCCUCGAUCCCACCGGAUGCGAAGAAGAUCCUCCAUGACCUGGCGUCCAGCUGGGGCGACGUGCAGGACAGUAAAGCGAUAGGGGUAAUCCCUUUGAAAGGGGCGAUGACGAACGAGGUCUACCAGGUCUACUGGCCCUCCAGCAACCACCGGGCUCCCCAACGGAAGGUGCUCCUUCGUGUCUACGGCGAGGGCGUCGACGUCUUCUUCGAUCGGAAAGACGAGAUUCGCACAUUCGAGUUCAUGUCCCGCCAAGGUCAGGGCCCGCAGCUGCUCGGCUUCUUCCACAACGGCCGCGUGGAGGAGUUCAUCAACGCCCGGGUGAGUCAACCGUGCUCAAUCUUUCCAUUUAUCCUUCUUUACGCCUCCUGGCCCCAGCCGUUUUUUUCCUUUUUCGGACGAUUCCUGCUCCGGCCGACAGUUACUGUUGAUUGAUGUAUGAAGUGUCAGCGUCUUUCCAAAGAAAACCAUAACUCAAGAAAAAAAAAAUCAUAAUUCGAGCUACAGGUUAUUUUUUAUCCACGAUUCUUUAGAAUUCCUAGAAACUGAUCAAUCUAAUCAACUGAAUCAUUCUGGGAAUUAAUCAACUGUCGAAUUGAACUGGUUCAUAAGUCAGCUGUUGAGUCUUAUAAUGUGCCUCCAGAAGCAAAGUGAAUCAUUUCUCAGCUCAUUUUCAGGCAUCAUUAUCAUCAUCUUCAUCAUCAACAACAACAACAACUGUUAUUUUUUCUAUCUCAUCCCUCAAGAACACUCUUCAAGAACAUCAUCUUUUCCUUCUUGGGGCGUUGAAGGCUGAAGAAUUAUCAUGUUACCGCCAUGACCAGGUUCUCCAACACGUUUCUUAUUGUCAUGAGCUUAAAGCAUCCAAACACCUCAGAAAUCUAGUCAUCCUUCCGUACUCCCACUCUCGAAGCUUUCAAGAUUCAGCCACUUGGGUAGAACUAUGUGCAUAUGUGCACAUAUAAAGCCUUCUCUUUGAGUUUGAAAAUGUCAACUCAAGUGUGAUCCUUCUAAAAGUCAACCCCCACGAGCAGAUGCACAAGAACAAUCCAUCAGUUGUACUGGGUUCUCAGAUUCUGAUCGCCAAAUUUACCUGCAUCAGCCUUCAAAUUGCACUGGGUUUUGAAUAAUAAACUAGGUCUAGUUCGGAUUCUCAAGAUCUAUCCAUUUUUUCGGCUGAUUCCAUUCAAAUCUCCAGACCCUGUCUGCUGCUGACCUGCGUGACCCUGAGAUUUCCGCAUUAAUCGCUGUAAAGCUGAAGGAGUUCCAUGAUCUCGACAUGCCUGGCCAAAAGGAUAUCCUCAUCUGGAGAAGGCUAAGGUAGCACACAAUUCUCGCCCCAUUUAAUAUCCAUCAAACUUUUACAAAAUUAAUUACUUUAUUGAAUUACUUUCUUUAGGAGCUGGCUUCAGUCGGCCAAGAGAUUAGCAUCCCCUGAAGAAACCACCGAGUUCUUCCUGGACCAGCUCGAGGAUGAGAUCUCCCAUUUGGAGAUGGAGCUUGAGCUGACUGGCGGCGAUCAGAAGGUGGGCUUCUGCCACAACGAUCUUCAGUAUGGCAAUUUGAUGAUGGAUGAGGAGACCAGACUGGUGACUAUCAUAGUGAGCUUCCCCCCCACCCACACCUGACCUGUUCUUCCCCAAUUUCCUUCUUUGGGAAGAUAUCCAUAACCCAGUGGCGUUGACAUUUGCCUGGAUUUUUCUUCUUCUACUCACGAGGACUACGAGUACGCGAGCUACAACCCCAUCGCGUACGACUUGGCCAAUCAUUUCUGCGAGAUGGCCGCGGACUAUCACACUGAAACACCCCACGUCCUGGACUUCACCAAAUACCCAGGCAAGUCGUCGGCUUGCUGAUAGCAGAGUUGAAUUUUGAUGGUUGACCGCUUGAUCCUCUGUUCUUGGCCAGAUCUGGAGGAGCGGAGGAGGUUCGCGCAGGCCUAUCUUAGCCCAGCAGGUGCCCAUCCUCCUCGCGGCUGAAGCAUGUCUUUUUUUCUUCGUCUUUCCGAGAGGAUUCUUUCUAAUUUUACGCAAUCAGGAGAGGAGCUCGGUGGCGUUGACCUAGAUAGGCUGGUGGAAGAUGUUGAGAAGUACACUCUAGCGAGCCACCUGCUAUGGGGAUUGUGGGGGAUAAUCUCGGUGAGCCACACUCUCUGUCUCGUCCGUUGACACUCGCCUGCCUGUCUGACCGUUGUUAACCUCCUCUGCAUCCCUCUUGUUGACCCCUCUCCUCGCAGAAGCACGUCAACGAUAUUGACUUUGACUACGGGGAGUAUGCGAGGCAGAGGUUCCGGCAGUACUGGGCGAGGAAGCCCGCAUUACUGGGGUCGCAGCCCCGUGGGAGCUUCCAAUAA
Molecule: messenger RNA, 2392 nt
Organism: Spirodela intermedia
Lineage: Eukaryota; Viridiplantae; Streptophyta; Magnoliopsida; Alismatales; Araceae
Source: the annotation of a GenBank genome assembly